AUGCACAAGCCGCUUCGCGGUACUCGUCGGACGCAUCGUCUCUCGAGGCAACCGCCUCACGAUCCCGAGUUUGAAACGUUGGACUUGAACGAAGUUCAGCGUCGUUCAGAUGAUGGUGCUGUCGAUCACUCGUCCCCCGAGUUGUCCAGUUCGCCCUGCGGACCCCCACGCACGAUACCUUCUGGCGAGUCUCAGCGUCCUCCGCAUAGUCGCAAGAAGGCAGACGACCACAUCCCGCGACCUCGUAAUUCCUUCAUAAUAUUCCGAUCCCAGCACUGGCAGGAGAUCAAGGAUGAUCCUACUACCCCACGCCACCAUACUGCGAUUAGUUGCCUCGCCGCUACCCGUUGGCUUGCUCUCUCCGAGGAGGAGCGCACACACUAUAGGCAGCUCGCGGAGCUCGAAAAGGAGGCUUUCUAUCUUCAGUAUCCUGAUUACAAGUACCAUCCUGCCUUUCGCAAGGACAAGCGAGCGAAGCGCAAUACGAGCCGUAAGAGCAGUGCGAACAAGACUCUGCGUGCGAAGAAGCUUGCUUCCCAGCCCUCGCAGAGUGUGGGAAUGAUCGAGAGGGAGUUGAGGAGAGACGACGUUGAUUCAGAUCCGGAGUACACUCCCUCUUGGCGGUGCACUCCUCAACCUUUACGGGGUUCUGUGCAGCAGAAGGAGAUCCAGAGAUCCAGAGCGUCUCUCCGCGUCAGACAUGAGUUGUCUGAGCGAUCUCUUCCGUCUGCACCUACUACUCCGGAGAGUGAGGAUGUCGAGCUUCCUUCAACUCCGGACAGCGACGAGCUUCUUUGGGAUCUGGGCAGCGAGGACGAGUGCUCUUCGAUUCCGUACAGCCGCGACGUUGAGUUUCCUUCGACUCCGGACAGCGACGACCUCGAGCUCCCCUUAUAUGCCAAGCAGGCUGAUUUUGGAUUGACGUGCAUUGAAGAUAUGGCGAUGAUGACUCUCGACGAUCCCGACGCUGAUUUUCAGAUGGGAUCCGAUGCUUUUUCUUUGGCCUUCGCUACCACUUAUUUUCAGGAAGCUGUCUGUGACGGGCACAAUGUUAACGACCACUUCGUGGAUACUCCCACCAGCCACUCCCAGUCCCACAUCGAGGGUCUAGAGUCCCACAUCCGCGGCCUCAAGUCCCACAUCGACGGUUCAAAGCCCCACAUCGACAAGCCUGAGUUUCACAUUGACGGCGGUGACGACCACUCAGAUAUGGUGGACUACAGUCCUCACGGCGACGCAAUGGAUGUCAACUAA
This is a messenger RNA of Sparassis crispa, 1254 nucleotides long. RefSeq lists its product as hypothetical. The transcript is spliced from 3 exons. Gene Ontology annotation, molecular function: DNA-binding transcription factor activity, RNA polymerase II-specific; RNA polymerase II cis-regulatory region sequence-specific DNA binding. NCBI's taxonomy places the organism in Eukaryota, Fungi, Basidiomycota, Agaricomycetes, Polyporales, Sparassidaceae. Bases 1 to 1254 code for a protein of 417 amino acids. The record is from RefSeq and is a predicted model, not a curated record. Gene Ontology annotation, biological process: regulation of DNA-templated transcription; anatomical structure morphogenesis; cell differentiation.